Messenger RNA from Spodoptera exigua (beet armyworm), 522 nucleotides. NCBI's taxonomy places the organism in Eukaryota, Metazoa, Arthropoda, Insecta, Lepidoptera, Noctuidae. The record is from the annotation of a GenBank genome assembly.
AUGGUUAUUGAGAACACUGCUGAAGAAGUGCCAACUGAAGAGAGAUAUCCCUUACUCAGUGAUGAGUUUGAUGGAAUCAACCUAGAGAGAGGUUUAAAUGGUGUUUUUGAAAUAGAAGACCUUGUAGAAUUAUUACAAAGAGAAAACUGUAAGGAUAUAUUUGUAGCUGCCGUUCCAAAAGACAUUCGCUAUGUGGAUUACAUAUGUAUAGUCAGUGGAAGAAAUAAGAGACAUAUUUUAGGUAUAUCAGAAUUUGUUAGGAAAGUCUAUAAGAAAAAAUGUUACAAAUCAGAUUAUAUACCAAGGAUAGAGGGCAAAGAGUCUGAUGAGUGGAUGGCAUUAGAUUUAGGUAACAUUGCUUUACAUGUAUUCACAGACAAGGCUAGAAAAGUAUAUGAUUUGGAGACGCUAUGGUCUGUUGGACCAGAGUAUGAUGACAAGAUGAACAAGAACAGUGAAGUUGUAGACAUAUUUGAAAACUACAGUGAUUACUUGAAAGAUCUUAAACCAUUAGAUUCAUAA